This is a messenger RNA of Sitodiplosis mosellana (orange wheat blossom midge), 1838 nucleotides long. Its product is annotated as hexokinase type 2-like. The record is from RefSeq and is a predicted model, not a curated record. Gene Ontology annotation, biological process: glucose 6-phosphate metabolic process; glycolytic process; intracellular glucose homeostasis. Gene Ontology annotation, cellular component: mitochondrion; cytosol. The transcript has a single exon. NCBI's taxonomy places the organism in Eukaryota, Metazoa, Arthropoda, Insecta, Diptera, Cecidomyiidae. Gene Ontology annotation, molecular function: D-glucose binding; mannokinase activity; glucokinase activity. Bases 24 to 1523 code for a protein of 499 amino acids.
CCAAACAAAGGUGUGUUUACAAAAUGAAAGUAGAAUCAAUUUUAAUAAGUUUAAUAUUAUUUUUCGGCUGUUACAGCCCAACAAGAGCUGCCUCAAUCCAAAACGUGGGUAGUAAAAUCAAAAUAGCGUCCAAGUCAAACUUGCAGAGUAGCGAAAUGGGUACAAAAUCGGCUGAUACAAAUUUGCAACGAAUCCGCGAUGAGUGUCAAGAGUUAAUAUUGACCGAUGGACACAUCCAAAAGCUGAUGAAAACUAUCAUUCAGGAAAUUGAACGUGGUCUCAGUGCAGAAACACACAAUGAAGCUGAUAUCAAAGCAUUCAACACAUAUGUUCAGGAUUUGCCAAAUGGCAAUGAACGUGGCAAAUUUUUGGCCCUAGACUUGGGUGGAACCAAUUUCCGUGUGCUCUUAAUUCAUUUGAAUGGCAAAUAUGAAUAUGAGAAGACAUCGAAAAUCUAUGCAGUACCACAGAGCAUAAUGUUGGGCAAGGGUGAAGAGCUAUUCGAUCACAUUGCUGAUUGUUUGGCCAAUUUCAUGAAAGAAAACAACGUGUACGAUGAACACCUUCCAUUGGGAUUCACAUUUUCAUUUCCAUUACGGCAGCUCGGCUUAACGCGCGGUCUCCUAGCACAGUGGACAAAAGGGUUUGCUUGUUCAGGCGUUGUUGGUGAAGAUGUUGUACAAUUAUUGAGAGAUGCAAUCGCACGCCGUGGUGACGUGCAAAUCGAUGUGAUAGCCAUUUUAAACGACACAACCGGUACACUGAUGUCGUGCGCAUGGAAAAAUCGUCGUACCCGAAUUGGUUUGAUUGUUGGCACCGGCACUAAUGCUUGUUACGUCGAAAAGGUUAAAAAUUGUGAGCUCUGCGAUGGUACGUCCAAAAAAGAAAACGUUAUCAUCAACACCGAAUGGGGAGCGUUCGGUGACAACGGUGCAUUGGACUUUGUGCGAACAAAAUACGACAGAGAAAUUGACGAGCACAGCAUUAAUCGAGGCCGACAAAUCUAUGAGAAAAUGAUUUCCGGCAUGUACUUGGGCGAAUUGGUGCGACUGGCACUGGUUCAAUUCACCAAAGAAGGCCUAUUGUUCAGUGGCCAAAGUGCAGAUCUGUUGAACACCCGUGACCGUUUCUUUACAAAAUUCCUGUCCGAAAUUGAAAGUGACAAACCAGGCAGCUACAAACAUUGUCACCAAGUGAUGGAUGAAUUGGGCCUGCAUAAUGCCACCGACGAAGAUUGCCAAAAUGUUCGCUAUAUUUGCGAGCGUGUAUCAACCCGGGCGGCGCAUUUGGUGUCAGCCGGCAUUGCUGCAUUGAUCAAUCGAAUCGACGAGAAAAGUGUGAUGGUUGCUGUCGAUGGCUCGGUGUAUCGUUUCCAUCCCAAAUUUCAUGAUUUAAUGACAGCGAAAAUUCGUGAACUCAUCAAACCAGAUAUCGAAUUCGAACUUAUGCUAUCAGAGGAUGGUUCAGGACGUGGUGCUGCACUGGUAGCAGCUGUUGCAAGUAGAGAGAAUAGCCAGCAGUAGUAGAAUUUAUACGCAAAUAUACUAUAUUAUUAACUCUUUUUUGGAAUUGACUUCUCCUGUUGAUUUUUAUCUCCGAAUUGCAAAUGAUGAUGCAAUUUCGUAUAGAAUUUCCAAAUUGUCCAUUUUUUUUUACUAUGACGAGACUAGCACUAUUACUUCUGAAGAAAAUUACUAAGCAGUAAGCAUCUGUGAUUUAGACCAAAUGAUCAAGUUAAUUACUAAUCAACUUUUUGACAAAUUAACGAUAAAAUGGACUUGUUUAUGUGUUCAAAAAACUAAUCAGCGAUUCCAAAUGUGAAAACAAAAUAAAAUGUU